Molecule: messenger RNA, 700 nt
Organism: Drosophila kikkawai
Lineage: Eukaryota; Metazoa; Arthropoda; Insecta; Diptera; Drosophilidae
Source: RefSeq, a predicted model, not a curated record
UGCUGCUAUCUUUGAUCUCCUGACUCAGUUUAGGUCAGCAUUUAAUCCAAAUCAUAAGUACUCGGCUCUAAUAAAAACCCCAGACCCGGACCUCACAAUGUUUUCCGAUCCCUCCCAGGAGUCACAGGCAACGCAAACGGAGGCGCAGCCUGAUUAUGCGCCCGUCUGCGUGCCGCUGUUAAUGGUGGACGAGGAUGGACGGAAGCGGUACUGCUACCAUGGUGGCAAGUGCAAGUGCUCACAUUGUGCCAGGAUCAAGGCGGAACAGAACCAGAAAAUGGACCAGGAGCUUAUGUCCUAUCUUCCGCCCUGGAAGGUGCAGCUGGUCCCACCCAUUCGAAUGGUGAAGCCGAAGCAGUAUCGCCUGGAGGCUCGGCGAGCAGCUCCGGAAUUGGCCCAGCGCCUGAAGGAGGACCAUGAGCGUCUGCGGCAGGAGUACCCCAUUUACUAUCUACCAGACCGGUACCUCUCCGGUGCUUCGGCCUGGAACCUGCCCGGACCGCAACACAAGGAGACUCAGACGGAGAUUCCCAUCGGAAAAUACGGCAUCGAUGGCUGUCCGUGUACCAACAAGUCUCUCUGCUACGAUAUGUAGGUCUGGACAGGAUUCGGCAGGGAAUAAGAAUGAGUCAAAAGUCACGGGUGGGAAAAGAUCUAUUAAUCUCGGCAAAAAUAAAGAUGGAAAUUUUGUAAAAAUAAA